UCAGCCUUUGGGUGGGGCGUUCAAGGUGUGUCCGGAUUAUUGACACACCGCCAGCAGCGAGAGAGAAGAGCGAGCGCAAAAGGUGCCAUGGAGGCGUAGGAGAAGCAGCAGGAUUCCUUUCUUCUUCAUGUUCACGGCUCCCAAAUAACCAAUUGAUCGCUUGUACUUUUUCUCUUGUUUUGCGCCGUGAGAAGACUGCUUUCUGCUUGGAGCAAAGUCCAAAUUUGUGCAAAAAGAAAAAAAAAAGAUGGCGAAAGCCGUCAUCUUCAACGUGUGCUUGGCGCUGAUCCUGACCGGAGUCGAGUCUUGCUUUAUCCCGAGUCUCCUCUACGUCCCAGUGCCGCAAAUUAUCCCGGUCGGAUACGAGAUAACAAGAGUUAAUGUGGCGAGCUGUGCGAGCGUCACUUCCAACGACCGUGCAUUCGCAGUUUGGUCCAAUGGCUCGGUGACGGCUACAACCGUCGUCGAAGUGUCGUCCAAAGGCAGAACUUUCUCCGUGUGGGCUCAACACAGCUCCGGGUCGCACAUGCAGAUGGACGUCAACCUCAUUGCCAGCGCCCAAAUGAGCAGACAGCCCAAUGACGUGCUGAAACGGUACAAGAGACGCUGGAGCCCCCCACCCUUCAAUAUAUUGGAGAAUGACCCCGGCCCUUAUCCAAGAGACAUUGAAAGGCUUGUGUCUGACACUGAAGCAGUGCAUCGGGUAUACUACACUCUGACGGGGCCCGGUUAUGACAAGUACCCAGAGGGAGUGUUUAAGUUUGACAGCAAUACUGGAAUGUUGACUGUGCUCAAGGCAGUCGAUCGCGAGGAGUUCCCACAGUUUGCCUUAAUAGCCAGGGUUUUCGACAGAACAACGCGGCAAGAAACCGAUGACCCUCUGGGCGUCUUUGUGACAGUAGACGAUCAGAAUGACAAUGCGCCUCAGUUCCGCGGCCAAAUGCAAUUUACCGUGCCGGAGAAAAGCAAAGCAGGGACUAUUAUGGGGACGGUGAACGCCACCGACAGAGACCAGAAAGGCACCGACCACGUGAAGAUCCGCUAUUCCCUUUUGACCGAAUUGGAUCGAUUUGCCAUCAACCCAACGACGGGUGUCAUUACCACGGCUACAAACACAUUAGACAGAGAGGCUCAAGAAAUGUAUAACGUGAUUGUGCAAAUCAAAGAUAUGGACGGUGCAGCCAACGGUUUGUUCACCACGGGUACGGCGACCAUCACCCUGAGCGAUAUCAACGACAACCCACCGACCUUCACCAAGAAACUGUAUGAAGCCACCGCAAACGAGAAUGAAAUCAACAAACUUAUCCUCCGAAUGCCUGUUGAAGAUAAGGAUUUAAAAAACACCCCCAACUGGAAAUCUAAAUUCAUCAUCACAAAGGGAAAUGAAAAUGGCAAUUUCCGGAUGGAGACGGAACCCACAACAAAUGAGGGGCUUUUGUACAUCGCAAAACCGUUAAAUUUUGAGAAGUCCCAAAAACUGCGGCUGGAAGUCAUGGCCCGCAAUGAAGCUGAACUGACCGGCACCACGGCCAAGUGGGAGAUCGUCCCUGUGGACUUGACGGUCGGCGAUGUUGACGAAGGCCCCGAAUUCACGGCGCCGACUAUUCGCUUCACGGUCAAAGAGAACACGCCAAACGGCACAUUGAUUGGAACUUACAAAGCCAUUGAUCCGGAAACCAAGAGCAGCGACGGCAUCAAGUAUUACAAGAUCAUGGACCCUGCAGCCUGGAUCAAUGUGGACAGGAACACGGGAGAACUGAGGGUGGCAAACACCAUUGAUAGAGAGUCCAACUUUGUCAAGAAUGGAAAUUACAACAUCACCAUGAGAGCUGUCGACGCAACUUCCAAGACUGGGACGGGAACGGUCAUAAUCCAGGUGGAGGAUGUGAAUGACAACGUGCCGAUUAUUGUCCCCCCUGGCGAGAGGGUGAUAUGUGAGAAGGAAGGAGAACUUGGCUCGGUGUUGCUUGUGGCUGAAGAUAUGGACGAGUCGCCCUUUAAAGGCCCCUUCACUUUUAGCCUGCCCGAUAACAUAGACGGCAAAUGGUCCGUGACCAGGUUCAACGACACGGCAGCUACGUUGCGCCAGGUCAAAGACCUUCCCUUGAAGAUCCACAGAGUUCCCGUUGAGGUCAAGGAUCUGCAGGGCAACGGGAAAAUCCAGACAGUCAACAUCAGGAUCUGCCAGUGCAGGAACGGCGCCUGUCUGACCAAGCCUUGGUCGGCCUCGCUCGGCCCGAUGGGCUGGCUGGCGUUACUUCUGCCUCUGCUCCUCCUCCUGCUGCUACUCUUGCUGCUUGCCUGUUUCUGCACGACAAAGCCAGACUUGCAGAUAUUGGAGGAUACAACUGACAGCGGUGGAAUCCUGAUUAAGUCAAACACAGAAGCCCCGGGGGAAGAAGUGGACGCUAGUCUCAUCAAGGUCCCCCUCGCCGACUCUGAAAUCAAGGGCUCAGUGGCCAAUCAGGAUUGGCAAGUGAAGGGCUCCACCAUCGGACGCCAAGACACCACCCUCUACAAGACCGGCUUUGGCAACACCGAAACGGAGUUCUUCAGCGGACAUUACGACAGCCGGUAUGGAGCCCAACAGAUGAACUACGACGCAAACUUUCUCAGCACCUGGCAAACAAAUGGACGCUAUUUGCACCAGAAGCUUACCUAUUUUGGGGGCGAGGAGGACGGGCGGUACGCCGAUGACAUCAUCCACCAGUACGGCUUUGAGGGGGUAGGCUCGGCGGCCGGCUCGGUUGGGUGCUGCAGCGACGACGGCGGCAACAACGAAAACCUCGACUUUCUAAAUACGCUGGGACCCAAGUUCAAAAAUCUCGCCGCCGUUUCCAAAAAGACAUGAACAACAAAGCCGAAGAAUCUCAGUGUUUUGCUUUUAUCGGAUGCAGCGCGCCCCCUCCCACCCACGUGACGCCUGAACACGAAGAAUGAAAGAAAGCCGAGUCAUGUGUAUGUCUCUUUUGCUGGAUUUUUUUUUAAAACCUCUGCUGCCUUGUUUUGAGUCACAGGCACUGAUAACCUCGCUGACACUGUCAUUUGUACAUAACUGUUGCGUUGCGCUUUUUGCAAUCUUGGUUUUGCAGGUCGUUAGUAGCUAAUGCAUUGAUGUGUAGUGACAGGCUUUGGGUAUUUUUGUUCUUUUUUUUGGUGAUAAUUUAGUAACAAGUUCAGGUAUUUUGGGUUGUACUAAUUCGACUUGUUCAUAGUAAAUGACGUGCAAAGUGGGGUUGGUUAUUUGUUGAAAUGGUUCCCCAGUUUGUUUUGUUUUUAUAGAGUUUUGAUAUUUUUCUAUGAUGAAAUAAUAUGAACUAAGAUACAGUUGCCGAAGAGACAUUGAACUGCGGACUUUAAAGUAGGGUUGGGCAUGAUAAGAAUUUCAUUGCUGAUUAAUCGCGUCUGGAGGCAACUGAGCAGCUGGCGCACACGAGUUGGCUGCGACCACUCCCACCGUUGCCGUCUGAAGAAGUUCAACACGAUGUCAGCCAUGAGACGUUGCGCUGUGACCGCUAGCAAAUAUCAAGUCCAGAACUGUGUUUUAUCACGCAAUCAAAUCAUGUUAAAAAAAUUAAAGAAUGAAUUCAUUGAACAAAGAAACACAUUGAAAUGCCCGUCCCCACUUUAAAUUCAUUUUGUGACUCGUCUGCUUCGAAACUAUACGAGAGCUGUGCAAACGCAUUCCAGCAGCGUCGGUUGCGAUCGUCAAACGCGGGAGCGGGUGUGGCUGCAGUAGCAGCCGCCGCCAGCGGUUAUUGCGACAUUCUGCCAAACCUGUGAAAGUCUGCACAAGGGCGUCAACUCGGCGACCAACGUCUGACUGACACAAGACUGACAACGGCGACGCAGAAGUCGAGUCGACGGGAAAUCUGGCAUUUCCGCGUUUUGCAUUUGCUCGCUAACUGGCGAUGAACAUUCUAAUCAUCUCGUGAAGAAUACGUAAAGGUAGAUUUGGCUUAAUUUAUUGAACAUUUGACUUCAACAGGCCGAAUGUCUUUUCACUGUAACAUCUGUAUUGUGUGCGACUGUAAUAUAAUAAAAGGCUAUCUUGUA
This is a messenger RNA of Hippocampus comes (tiger tail seahorse), 4056 nucleotides long. It is a transcript of the gene dsc2l, whose product is annotated as desmocollin 2 like. Gene Ontology annotation, biological process: cell migration; cell morphogenesis; homophilic cell-cell adhesion. Gene Ontology annotation, cellular component: plasma membrane; adherens junction; catenin complex. NCBI's taxonomy places the organism in Eukaryota, Metazoa, Chordata, Actinopteri, Syngnathiformes, Syngnathidae. Gene Ontology annotation, molecular function: cadherin binding; beta-catenin binding; calcium ion binding. The coding region runs from base 248 to 2851 and encodes 867 amino acids. The transcript is spliced from 16 exons. The record is from RefSeq and is a predicted model, not a curated record.